AUGGACGACGUCGGGCGUCGACGCGCGUCGGCGUCCGAGGGUCCACGGCGGAAGAAACGGACGCGAACGCGUGAUUCCGAUGCGUUCGUUGACUUCACCGAGCUCGCCGAACGCGACGCGCGCUUGGCGUCGCACGCGUCGUGGGAGACGCUCGAAGACGGGACGAGACGAGCGAAAAUUGAUUUUACGAGCUGGGAAGCCACGCGGGCGCUCACGGGGGCGAUCUUGGCGGUGAGACACGGCGCGCGGGGAUGGGACGUCCCGGAGGGACACUUGGUGCCGACGACGACGAAUCGAAGGCGGUACGUGGAGUGGAUCGAGCGUUUGUUGGCGGUGAGCGCGCCGGAGGGGGUGAAAGGGGGGGAAGGGGUCGUGGGGUUGGACGUCGGGACUGGGGCAAGCGUAAUUUAUCCCUUGAUUGGGGCGUCGACGCGCGGGUGGCGUUUCGUCGGCACGGAUGUCACGGACGAGGCGCUGCGGAGCGCGAGGGAGAAUGUGGAGAGAAAUCCGCACUUAGAGGCGCUGAUUGAGAUCAGGGACGCGAGGGACGAAAAUGGCGGUCGAGCGAACGUCUUUAGAGGCGUCGUGCGAGAGGGUGAGACGUUUGCGUUUUCCAUGUGUAAUCCACCGUUUUUCGAAUCCAUGGAGGAGGCGGGGAAGAAUCCGAACACCGCGUGCGGUGGAACAGAGAUCGAGAUGGUGUGCGAAGGUGGCGAAGAGGCAUUCGUCAAACGCAUGUUUAACGAGUCGUUGGAGAUGAAACACGCGGUGCACUGGUUCACGACGAUGUGCGGGAAGAAGAGCACUAUGACGAAAAUGCGCGCGUUGUUCCACGUCCUGCGCGUGCCCGCCAUCCGGACCACGGAACUCGUGCAUGGUAAGACGUCGAGAUGGUGCAUCGCGUGGUCGUGGAGCAAGGAGGCCGCCGCCAAUGCGAACGUGCCGUUACCAGAUCCCGAGAGGUUGGCAAAGGUUGCUAAGUUUGUGCGCGAACAGACCGCGUCGACGAAGUAG
This is a messenger RNA of Ostreococcus tauri, 1014 nucleotides long. Its product is annotated as Ribosomal RNA large subunit methyltransferase F-like. Gene Ontology annotation, molecular function: 23S rRNA (adenine(1618)-N(6))-methyltransferase activity. Gene Ontology annotation, cellular component: nucleus. The coding region runs from base 1 to 1014 and encodes 337 amino acids. Lineage: Eukaryota; Viridiplantae; Chlorophyta; Mamiellophyceae; Mamiellales; Bathycoccaceae. Gene Ontology annotation, biological process: rRNA base methylation. The transcript has a single exon. The record is from RefSeq and is a predicted model, not a curated record.